CUCUUUGAGCUGGAGUGCUCAAGAGCCAGCUCCAGCCUUCGAAAAGAUGUCUGUGAAGAUCUUUUGCCUGGUCCUGAGUGUGGUGGGCACGGUCUGGACCAUCCAUGUCAAGGAAAGUGAAUUUAUAGCCGAAGGAGCAGUUGCACGUGGCCCAAGAAUUGUGGAAAGACAGCAAUCUACCUGCAAGGAGACAGACUGGCCCUUCUGCGCUGAUGAAGACUGGAACUACAAAUGCCCUUCUGGCUGCAGGAUGAAAGGGUUAAUUGAUGAAGUCAAUCAAGAUUUUACAAACAGAAUAAAUAAGCUCAGAAAUUCACUAUUUGAUUAUCAGAAGAACAAUAAGGACUCCAGUUCAUUGACAGGGAAUAUAAUGGAACUUGUGAGAGGGGAUUUUGCCAGCGCUAACAAUAAUGAUAAUACAUAUAGCCAAGUGACAGAAGAUCUGAGAAGCAAAAUUGAGAUCCUGAGGCGCAAAGUCAUAGAACAAGUACAGCAAAUCCGCCUUCUACAGAAAAAUGUCAGGGAUCAGCUGGUAGAUAUGAAACGACUGGAGGUGGACAUUGAUAUUAAGAUCCGAUCUUGUCAAGGGUCAUGCAGUAGGGCUUUGGAACGUAGGACAGAUCUAAAGUACUAUGAAGAUCAACAGAAGCAACUUGAACAAGUCAUUGCCAAAGACUUACUUCCACCUAAAAACAGACAACAAUUACCACAGCUGAAAAUGAGCAGAGCUCCAAAUACGCUUCCUGGGGACUUCAAGAGCCAGCUUAAGAAUGCCCCUCCAGAGUGGAGGGCACUCAUGGAAAUGCAACAGAUGAAAAUAACAUUCGAGGGGUCUGGUAGAGAUGGGAAUACCCGAGGAGACACUGCAUCUCAUGGAACAGGAUCAGUGCCUGAAAACCCCAGGAACCCUGGGAGCUCCACACCAGGAAGUUCUGGCACUUGGAACCCUGGGAGCUCCACACCAGGAAGUUCUGGCACUUGGAACCCUGGGAGCUCUGGACCCGGAAGUUCUGGCACUUGGAACCCUGGCAGCUCCACACCGGAAAGUUCUGGCGCUUGGAACCCUGGCAGCUCCACACCGGAAAGUUCUGGCACUUGGAACCCGGGGAGCACCGGGCCUGGCAGUGAUGGCAGUUGGAGCUCUGGGAGCAUUGGGACGACCAGCAGCAGCUCUUGGAGCUCUGGGAGCUCUGUGAGCACUGGCUCAUGGAAUGCUGGGAGCACUGGUACUGGCAGUACUGGUCCUUGGAGCCCUGGAAGUUCUGAGUCCGGAAGCUUUAGGCCAGAUAGUGUAGGGCAUGGGAACUCCAGGCCUACCAACCCAGACUGGGGCAAAUUUGAAGAGGUGUCAGGAAGUGUAACUCCAGGGACAAAGAAAGAAUUCCACACAGGUAAACUGGUCACUUCUAAAGGAGAUAAAGAGCUUCUUAUUGGUAGUGAGAGGGUCACCUCUGGAAGCGGGACCACCACUCGUCGUUCAUGCUCUAAAACUGUUACUAAGACUGUUAUAGGUCCUGAUGGUCGCAAAGAAGUGACCAAAGAAGUGGUAAACUCUGAAGAUGGUUCUGACUGUGGUGAUUUACCCCAUUCUUUUGCUGGUAGCCUAGAUGAUCUCCAUUCUAGGCACCCUGAUCUGGAGAGUUUCUUUGGCACUUCCUCAACUAGAAACAUAUUUCCAGGUGGGCUUUCACCCUCACACAGAGAGUUUGAUAGUAGGACCCAUGCUUUGGGCUCAGAAUCGGACAUAUUCACAUACUUCAGGGUACCUGAGUUCCCUUCCAGUGGUAAAACUUCAAGUCACAGCAAACAAUUUUCAAGCAGUAGUACAACUUUCAACAGAGGAGACUCCACAUUUGAAAGCAAGAGCUAUAAAGUGGCAGGUGAGACCGGAACUGAAGAGGAACAUGAAACCCUCAAGGGAGGAUAUACCACCAAAAGAGGCCAUGCUAAAGUUCGCUCUGCCAGAGACUGUGAUGAUGUCCUCCAAACACAUCCUUCAGGUGCCCAAAGUGGUAUUUUCAAUAUCAAGCUACCGGGAUCCAGUAAGAUUUUUUCUGUUUAUUGUGAUCAAGAGACCAGUUUGGGAGGAUGGCUUUUGAUCCAGCAAAGAAUGGAUGGAUCAGUGAAUUUUAACCGGACCUGGCAAGACUACAAGAAAGGUUUCGGCAGCCUGGAUGACAAGGGGGAAGGAGAAUUCUGGCUAGGCAAUGAAUACCUCCACUUACUAACUCUGAGGGGCUCUGUCCUUCGGGUUGAAUUAGAGGACUGGGCUGGAAACCAGGCUUAUGCAGAAUAUCACUUGAGGGUAGGCUCUGAGGCAGAAGGCUAUACCCUGCAGGUCUCUUCCUAUGAGGGCACAGCAGGUGAUGCUCUGAUUGAGGGCUCUGCAGAGGAAGGAGCAGAGUAUACGUCACACGCGGACAUGCAGUUCAGCACCUAUGACAGGGACAGAGACCCGUGGGAAGAGAACUGCGCGGAAGUCUACGGAGGAGGCUGGUGGUACAACAGCUGUCAAGCGGCCAAUCUCAAUGGCGUCUACUAUCCUGGGGGCUCCUAUGAUCCAAGGAACAAUAGUCCUUAUGAGAUUGAGAAUGGAGUGGUCUGGGUCCCCUUCAGGGGUGCGGAUUAUUCCCUCAGGGCUGUUCGCAUGAAAAUCCGGCCCCUGGUGACCCAAUAGAACUGGAAGGAGAGGAAUCUGCUUUCUUUGUUUAGUGAAAUAGAGGGAAAAAUGAGGAAGAUAAAGAUGUUAAGAUUCUUUACAAUCUACUAAGAAAUUCAUGGGUGCUAUUUUAUUAUUCUUUGUACUGUAUCUAGAUGUAACUGAGACAUAUUACUGCUUUAAAAAAUAAAAUUAUGUUAGUUUUUUUCU
Molecule: messenger RNA, 2869 nt
Organism: Enhydra lutris kenyoni (northern sea otter)
Lineage: Eukaryota; Metazoa; Chordata; Mammalia; Carnivora; Mustelidae
Product: fibrinogen alpha chain
Exons: 6
Coding region: 47-2677 (876 amino acids)
Biological process (GO): protein polymerization; negative regulation of extrinsic apoptotic signaling pathway via death domain receptors; blood coagulation, common pathway
Cellular component (GO): fibrinogen complex
Molecular function (GO): extracellular matrix structural constituent; signaling receptor binding
Source: RefSeq, a predicted model, not a curated record